GUGAGAAGAAAAAUGACCUAAUCACCAUCCAGCCUUUGUGGCCAAGGACAGGAGCAGGAGUAGGGCUGCCAGGAGGAUGGCGUUGCCUGGAAGCUUACAAAGGCAACCUGCAAACAGAGGCCUUGUGUCCCAUUUUACCCACCAUCAUAUUGUUGUGUUCCUGCUCACCUUCUUCAGUUAUUCCCUGCUCCAUGCUUCCAGAAAGACGUUCAGUAAUGUCAAAGUCAGCAUCUCCAGCCAAUGGACUCCCUCCUGCCUGAACAGCACGGCCCCUGAGCUCAGGCCCUAUGAGCUCUGGAAUAGCAGCCAUUUAUUUCCUAAUGCAGAAGAAGCAACUCUCUUCUUGGGGACAUUGGACACUAUCUUCUUGUUUUCCUAUGCUGUGGGUCUCUUUGUCAGCGGCAUAGUUGGGGAUCGCCUGAAUUUACGCUGGGUUUUGUCUUUUGGCAUGUGUUCCUCUGCUCUAGUGGUAUUCUUCUUUGGCACGCUCACAGAAUGGCUGCAUUUCUACAACAAGUGGUUCUACUGCUGUCUCUGGGUUGUGAAUGGCUUGCUGCAGUCCACUGGCUGGCCCUGUGUGGUUGCUGUCAUGGGCAAUUGGUUUGGAAAAGCUGGGAGAGGUUUUGUGUUUGGACUCUGGAGUGCCUGUGCAUCUGUGGGAAAUAUCCUUGGGGCAUUCCUUGCCUCCUGUGUUCUCAAGUAUGGCUAUGAGUAUGCUUUCUUGGUGACUGCCUCAGUACAGUUUGCUGGAGGAGUUGUUGUCUUCUUUGGGCUCCUGACUUCACCAAAGGAAGUGGGCCUCCCUGAGCUUGGAGCGGAUGAUGACAGCAGUGUGGAGGAAGAUGCCAACAGACCUCUAAUGGGCAGUGAUGAUGCAGAAGAUGAUGACCAGAAUUACUCUGUUCAAACAACUGAUGCUGACAACCAGCCAAAGGCCAUUGGCUUUUUCCAGGCUUGUUGCCUUCCGGGUGUAGUACUGUACUCUUUAGCCUAUGCCUGCUUGAAACUGGUGAAUUACUCCUUUUUCUUCUGGCUGCCCUUCUACCUCAGCAACAACUUUGGAUGGAAAGAAGCAGAAGCUGACCAGCUCUCGAUCUGGUAUGAUGUGGGAGGAAUCAUAGGUGGGACUAUCCAGGGCUUGAUUUCUGAUGUGCUUCAGAAGAGAGCCCCCGUGCUAGCAAUUAGCCUGCUCUUUGCUGUAGGCUCUCUUUUUGGAUACAGCCGUUCUCCAAACAGCAAACCUAUUAAUGCUGUGAUCAUGGCAAUUACAGGAUUUUUCAUCGGAGGCCCUUCUAACAUGAUCAGUUCUGCAAUUUCUGCUGACCUGGGGCGGCAGGAUCUGGUGAGAGGCAGCAGUGAGGCUCUGGCAACAGUCACGGGAAUUGUGGAUGGAACUGGCAGUAUUGGUGCUGCAGUGGGCCAGUAUCUAGUGUCUUUGAUCCAGGAGAACCUGGGAUGGAUGUGGGUUUUCUAUUUCUUUAUUUUAAUGACGAGUUCAACAGUCCUGUUCAUUUCACCAUUAAUAGCGAGGGAGAUCAGAUUGCUUCUGCAUGAGCGGCGCCUGCGAACGCUGGCUGAGUGACUCCUGCUUGCCUCUGGAAGGACAGUUGUACACACCUGACAGCUGGGACACUAAGAAAAACUCUGGGAGGCUUGUUUCUUCAUCCAGGUUUGGACUAAU
Messenger RNA from Antrostomus carolinensis (chuck-will's-widow), 1681 nucleotides. RefSeq names its product solute carrier family 37 member 3 (gene SLC37A3). The coding region runs from base 77 to 1582 and encodes 501 amino acids. The record is from RefSeq and is a predicted model, not a curated record. The transcript is spliced from 14 exons. Gene Ontology annotation, cellular component: endoplasmic reticulum membrane. Lineage: Eukaryota; Metazoa; Chordata; Aves; Caprimulgiformes; Caprimulgidae. Gene Ontology annotation, biological process: transmembrane transport. Gene Ontology annotation, molecular function: transmembrane transporter activity.